Odontomachus brunneus is the source of this 1988-nucleotide messenger RNA. RefSeq lists its product as uncharacterized. The transcript has a single exon. The coding region runs from base 129 to 1406 and encodes 425 amino acids. Gene Ontology annotation, cellular component: extrinsic component of mitochondrial inner membrane. Lineage: Eukaryota; Metazoa; Arthropoda; Insecta; Hymenoptera; Formicidae. The record is from RefSeq and is a predicted model, not a curated record.
UGUCCCAAGAGAUUCUUAUUAUUUUUGUUAAUAUACCGAGCGCGCUUUGCGCAUUACUUUUAAAUCCAUAUUUAAAAUAACUAUCAACUAUCAGCUGUUACGGCAUACUACCGAUACUCAGCACCGACAUGUCGCUAUUCGUGGAAUUUGUGUUUCCUUUUGAAUUCUUCAACCCGAAUAUUUGUCACAUUUGCAAGACGCCAUGGGACCUUAAUAAGAAUUUCAUAACGUGUAAUCAGUGCCAUAUGAUUUCUUACUGCAACAGUGAUCACGAAUUAAUGCACAACGAGCGUCAUAUGCAGAUUUGUGAAGCUAUGCGAAACGUUUCGAUCAGUCACCCACAACUUUGGUCCAUUUCUGGGAUAAACUUGGAGGAAUGGGUACAGACGAGAAAACAGCUUGUGCGUUUAAUCCAGUUCGAGUUGCAACGUGACCUACAACCAUUUGAAGUGCAAAUGAUUACAUUAGCAAAAUCGUGCAUUAUUUGUUAUCGACAGGAUAAUCUUCUCCAUUGCCUGAAGUGCUAUUCCGUUAAUUAUUGCUAUGAUCAUCAAAACUUAUUGGCCGACCAUUAUCGUUUUAAUUGCAGGAAUUUGGAAUUAUCUUUUCGAGUAAAUAUAGAGUUGAAUUUAUCUCCAAUAAUAAUAGAUAAAUUCACAGAGUUUCCCGAUGAGAAUAAAUUUAUUGAUGACAUGUAUGCAUUUAUUAGCGAAUUUGUGAGUACAAAAUACAAACUUUUGUUUGGUCCUUUUUCCACUUCCUUGUUUUAUAUAAGUUUUUUUUAUUCUGAUUUCGUAUCAGGACCGUUGACAUUAUAUUACGGAAUACGGAAAAUAAAUAGAUUAGAUUGUAUCUAUAAAUCAGAUUCAUGUUUUGUUAUUCAUAUAAUAAACGCAAACUUAUUUGAUAGAAAAUACUUACCAGCUUGGGAACUUAUUCUGCAUCUUUUGCCUAACAUAAAAGAAUUGAAAAUUAUUCUGAUAGGGCCAAUAUUACGUACUGAAAGUGGAGAUCUCAUGGUUUGUAAUAUAAGAUGUAUCCAACAAUAUCUUAACUUCGAAACUCAUCGAAUGUUAUAUCACAAUUAUGUAGAUAGCGAGUGUUAUAAGCAACCAAAUGUAAUUAUUGGAUUUCAAGCAGAUCUUAGUAAUUGGGAAACGUUACCGGAAACGAUUUUAAAAAUAAAAUGUCAAGAAUGCCCGUUCCUUUUAACUUCUAAAUCAAAAGAUACAGUCGAUCAGAAUGUAAAUAAAAUCAAGGAAAUCCUAAAGUCACCUAUAUGUGAUGUUCUAUAUCUUACAUACAACGGCAAAAAUAAAUUUAGUUCGUAUAGACCAUAUAGAGAUUAUGAAAAUGGUAGUGUGUCUUAUCUUAAUAAGUAUUUAACUGUUUAUAAAAGAUUGUAAUAAUAAUAAGUUAUAGAAUAUUUUUAUAGUUCUCAAAGAAUUUCUAAAUUUCCGUAUACGUCUGUAAUAUUAUUUUAAUAACACUAUUGUAAACAGAAUUAUAGAUAGAUUGUUAGACGAUAUAUAUUGUUUUAAUAAAUUGACAAUUCGUGUAACGAAGUAUCUAAAAAAAAAUUUUUCUUUUUUAAAAGUUAUGUCUGUAAAAGGAAAUGUUUAUAAAGAACGUUUUUAAAAUUGGACUUGCAUUUGUGUUUCGACGACAUUUGUGCAUAAAAAUUUCAGGCUAGGAUAUAUAAGAUUUAUAAAAUAAUACUAAUGCCAUGGAAUUACUAUUUUAAAAAUAUACAUGUAUGAACAUAUUUCAAGAAAACAUAUUAACAUAUGAUAAAAUUGUAAAAGAUAUUGUAAAGGUUAAAUCAAAAUGUGCACGCGAAUAUAAGUACCUAUUUUAAUUUGACAAUAUUGCAUAUAUAUUAGUUGCGUAAUAAACAGAAACUCUAUGUAGUCAGCAAAUAGAUCAUGCUAAUGUACAAAUAAUAAUCUGUUAAAUAUAAUAAAAUACAAAUCACAUUUAUAAGAUGA